AUGACCACCGUAACAGCUCGGCCCUCGCGCCCUCUGCCACGCAUCUCCAAGAUCGCAGGCCGGUACCUCGUCUUCGAUCACGAGGAUGCGUCCAUCCUCCGCCGUGAGGCAAACACAAACGGCUCCCUGGUAGGCACACUGCCGCAGCAGCCCACGCAGAACAUGUUCCUCGGGCUCCCCAUUGAGCUCCGCCCCGAGGAGGCCGAGGCGCUCGUCCACAAGAACCUUGCCCGUGUCGUAGAUGAUGUCGCCGCGCACCAGGCAGCCCUGCGCUCGUCUGACCGCACCGCGUAUAUCCAGUCCCUCCGGAGAGAUAAGGCCACUGCCCACAAGGUCCUCGCCGAGCGCGCGGCGCAAAAGGCCGCCGUAGCAGCUGAUAAGGCGGGGCGUAAAAAGUCAAAGGCCAAGCCCGCCGCUGCUUCUCCCAAUGCUCCUGCUCCUCCCUCUGAUAGCGACGCCCUGUUCGCCGGUGCUCCGGCCGUGUCGGCGUCCAGCCCCCGUGUUGCAGAUUCUCCUAUGGAUAAUUUCGGCGUCACGCCGACCUCGAGCAGGGACCUGAUCCCCGCAGACGUAGACCGCGAGUUCGAGGUCUCGGAUGCCCCCGAGGGUCCUCUCGCGCGGUACCUGCAGGAUGGGGGCUACCACACCACGCCGGGUCUGCGGUUUGGCUCGGAAUACAGCGUCUACCCCGGUGACCCCUUGCGGUUCCACGCUCACUUCAUGGCCAACCAGUAUGACUGGGAUGAGGAGAUCCCCAUCCUGGACAUCAUCGAGGGGGGCAGGCUUGCCACGGCCGUCAAGAAGGCCUUUGUUAUCGGCGGGAGCGAUCCUUCCAAGGGCGAGGCGCCGGAGAACGUGACUACAUAUAGUAUUGAGUGGGCGGGCAUGUAG
Molecule: messenger RNA, 891 nt
Organism: Clonostachys solani
Lineage: Eukaryota; Fungi; Ascomycota; Sordariomycetes; Hypocreales; Bionectriaceae
Source: the annotation of a GenBank genome assembly